Cucurbitaria berberidis CBS 394.84 is the source of this 1149-nucleotide messenger RNA. RefSeq lists its product as uncharacterized. The coding region runs from base 1 to 1149 and encodes 382 amino acids. The transcript has 5 exons. Lineage: Eukaryota; Fungi; Ascomycota; Dothideomycetes; Pleosporales; Cucurbitariaceae. The record is from RefSeq and is a predicted model, not a curated record.
AUGUCUGAAGCACCGCGCAUCGAGCUGAACACGGGCUCGAUUGAUCUCGACCCUACCACCCCUUCCCACCAGUACCAGCAGCCCAACGGCAACUCGAACCUGCAGAGCAGUGCCAUCAACGCAAAGAACAGCAUCUUGGAGAGUGAGUCUUAUCUGCACCUCGCACACCACCACGUUUCCUUUACUCACAACCAAAAAGCAGCACAGCACGCCAUGUCGGCCGCAAAUAACCACCCAGCGGUGCAAAACACAAAGGAUACUGUCCUGAACGGUCCCGUAGCACAGAACGUCAAGGCAGAGGGUGCAAAGACGCGCGAUGAGUUUGCCGACCUCGCAAAUGCUCGCACCAUCCCAGAUCACAAGGCGGCCACUGGCCAGAACCUCACCCACUACCACAGCAUGUUCUACCGCCUCUUGAGCUGGAAAAACCCCCGCGCGACCGGUAUCGCAUUCGCCCUCACUGUCGUCUUCAUCUUCGCCGCACGAUACCUGAACCUGAUCCGCUACAUCUUCAAGGCCUCCUACGUGACGCUCGGUGCUACUGCUGCUGCCGAGAUCCUUGGACAAGUGGCUUUCGGCCGGGGUCUUACCUCCCAGUUCAGGCCACGACAGUACUUCACCAUCCCCAAGGCCUCGCUUGAGCGCCUGACGGAUGAUGUCGAGCAGUUCAUCAACUUCUUCGUCAUUGAGUCUCAGCGGAUCGUCUUCGCCGAGAAUGUCUAUGUCACGGUUGCUGCUUUCUUCGCAUCGUUGACCUCCUACUUCCUCAUCAAGUUUGUGCCUCUUUGGGGCUUGAGCUUGAUCGCGACCUUCGUCACCUACCUCGGCCCCCUUAUCUACAUCCAGAACAAAGAGGCCAUCGACGCUCAGCUCGAGAAGGGUUACCACAUUGCCAACCAGCAGGCUAAGCAGGUCAAGGAUCUUGCCAACCAACAUGCCGGAAAUGCCGUCAAGACUGUCCAGGGCUACACUCAGCAGGCCACCACCAAGGCUCAGGAGACGGUCAACCAGUAUCGUGGACGCUCCACCUCCCCAGAGGUUAAGGUCAAGAAGGAGGACUUCCCCGCUGCUCCCAGGCAUGAUCUUGGUGCUGAGACGCUGAACGAGGAGACUAUUGCCUCCAAGCCCGUCGCCCCGUUGGCCUUGUAA